AAAGAAAAAUAAGUCCAUUACAAUGGAAGUUAAUGGGACUUCUGCAACUAUAUGGUGGCAGCUACUUUGUGGUGAGCGUGGUGGUGGUGAGGGCUUGGGGCACCUUCUUUGUGGUGGGCGUGGUGGGCAUGGUGGGCAUGGUCGGGGUGGUGGGGGUGGCUUGGAGAAGCUACAUGAUGGUGACUGCCAUGAUGAGUUGGUGCAACAACAGGGUUGCCGUGAGAUUCAACAGAUUCGAUGACAUUGAUCUUCGACUGCGUAGGCAGGUGGUGGUGGUGGUGAUGAGGGCUUGGAGCAGCCACAUGAUGGUGGCCAUGAUGGUGGUGGUGGUGAGAGCUUGGAGCACCUACAUGAUGGUGGCCAUGGCGGUGGUGGUGAGGGCUUGAUGCACCGUGACUGUCAUGAUGAGUUGGUGCAACAACAGGGUUGCCAUGAGAUUCGACAGAUUCGAUGACAUUGAUCUUGGACUGCGCAGGCGCAUGGUGUUGAUGGUGGUGGUGGUGGUGGCGGCGGUGAUGAAGAUGAUGUGGGCCAGGAGCGGCUGCUUUGUGGUGGCUGUCGUGGUGAGUUGGUGUAGGAGCUAAGCUUUGAUGAGAUUCAGUAGCUUCAAAGACAUUGAAACUACAAUAGAAAAGAAACAAAAGCAC
This is a messenger RNA of Cucurbita moschata (crookneck pumpkin), 647 nucleotides long. RefSeq lists its product as uncharacterized. The transcript has 2 exons. The record is from RefSeq and is a predicted model, not a curated record. Lineage: Eukaryota; Viridiplantae; Streptophyta; Magnoliopsida; Cucurbitales; Cucurbitaceae. The coding region runs from base 33 to 386 and encodes 117 amino acids.